Messenger RNA from Macrosteles quadrilineatus (aster leafhopper), 6881 nucleotides. Its product is annotated as 1-acyl-sn-glycerol-3-phosphate acyltransferase gamma-like. Lineage: Eukaryota; Metazoa; Arthropoda; Insecta; Hemiptera; Cicadellidae. Bases 208 to 1413 code for a protein of 401 amino acids. The transcript is spliced from 8 exons. The record is from RefSeq and is a predicted model, not a curated record. Gene Ontology annotation, molecular function: 1-acylglycerol-3-phosphate O-acyltransferase activity. Gene Ontology annotation, cellular component: endomembrane system.
UGGUGCUGUUGCUUAUCUUUGUUGUUUUUUUCAUCUAGAAUAAAAUAACUACUUUAGGGGUUCAGUCAGUCAGUAUAAAGUUUUAAGUGCGCAGUAAUGAAAUUACAAUAACAGUUUAGAUGAUCCACUAUGUGAUUUGUUAGUCUGAUUAUCUAUUUGAAAGGAUAAAAAUAGCCUACGUCUUUACUUUCUCUGAAUCACGCAUAGAUGGGCACCAUGAACAACAUUCUGAUGUAUAUAAAAAAGUCUCCAAUCUCUCAUCUUUUAAUGAUUAUAGUAUUUUUUGUGUCUGGACUUCUGAUCAAUUUUGUCCAGGUCUUCCUUUACUAUGGUUUAUAUAAUUUCAGCAAACAUUGGUAUCGUAAAAUAAACUGGUACCUGUCAUACUCAUUGUAUUCUCAGUUGGUCUGUCUAGCAGAGUGGUGGUCAGGAACCGAUGUUUAUAUUUAUAUAGACAAGGAUGAUUUUAAGAAGUACUAUGGGAAAGAACACGCAUAUCUAAUAAUGAACCAUCGCUACGAUGUAGAUUGGCUUGUUGGAUGGAUAUUCUGCGAGAGGAUCGGUGUGUUAGGUAACUGCAAGGCAUAUGCAAAAAAGUCUAUCAAGUACGUUCCAACCAUCGGGUGGUCGUGGAAGUUUGCUGAGUCUGUGUUUCUGGAAAGAGAUUGGAAUAAAGACAAGGAGGCGAUCGGAGUUCAAGUCAGGGAACUCGCUGACUACCCGGAUCCUAUAAUGCUCCUACUGUACGCAGAGGGGACGAGGUUUACAAAGGAGAAACAUGAAGCUAGUCUAGCGUUUGCCCGGGAGAAGGGACUGCCUCAGUUGAAACAGCACCUGACACCUCGUACCAAGGGAUUCACCUGCAGUAUACCCCAUCUGAGGGAGAAAGUGCCAGCCAUAUACGAUGUCCAGUUGGCCUUUAAAGAGAACACUAAGGUCGCCCCCACAGUGACCAACAUGCUGCUAGGUAAGCCUGUGGAAGGACAUCUUCUGCUGAGGAGGAUCCCGAUAGAACAAGUGCCUGAUGGUGAGGAGGCUGCUGCCGAGUGGCUCAGAGACCUCUACGUAGAAAAGGACAAGAUGAUGGAGAGUUUUCUACACACAGGAGACUUCUUCACAGAGAGUGGUGUAGCGCGUGUGGAGCCGUUCUUACUGCCUCGUCGCUACUACAGUCUGGUGAACAUGGUGGUGUGGGCUGUUGUGGCACUGGUGCCUGUGUUCUACUACAUCGCGUGUCUUCUCAUGUCUGGCUCUUCCCUUUACAUCUCUAUUGGCAUUGGCAUCAUACUGUUCUUUUUCUUCAUGCUGUACAAACUGAUCGAGAUGACGAAAAUCAGUAAAGGUUCUUCCUAUGGAAAAACAACUCCUACCACUCCGACGCAGGAAGACAUAGGCUGCACAGAGUUUAAAUAAGACUAACAAACUGAAACAAGGCACAAAACUCUGUUUUAUUUUGAACAUCACGGGCCAAUUGUAAAGUAACCAAAGAUAUUUUCUAAAUAGUUCACAAUUUUAAAAUGGGUUGGUAGUAGACUAAGUUGGAUUUGAAAGGAAUUGGGUUAAGAGUUAAGGUUCAAUGCAUUAAUACCAUUACCUAAAAGGGUUGUCACGGCUUGAGAAUAUAAGGAAAUAAAAACUUAUUUUUACAAUACUGAGAACGAGAAGAGGUAAUUAUUAAUCUUUAAAUAGCUCUGGAUCACCUAAAAAUGUCUUAUUUUGAUACAUCUAGCUAUAAGAGUUAAAUGUUUCAUGAACAGUCAAAUCCCGUUCUUGAAGUUUUCAUUUCUACUAGGUUUCUUGUAAAGGAAAAAUUAAAACUACAUUUAUUUGUAAUUUUGUAGUACACCAUGUUAAAAUAAUAAUCCUGAUAAACAUUGUUUACUUAAAGCAUUUUUGUUACCUACAUUAUUUAUUGUUUUACAAAAGCGUUUUUGUAGACCUAUUGUUAAAAAUAAUAGUAUAUUUUGACUGUGAUUGUUUUAGUUUCAUAAUUUUCACAUGAAUUUAGUUAUAAAUAUCAUCAGGAAAUCCCUCUUAAUAAAGGAAUAUGUAUAUUUAUAAAUUUCAAGUGUAUAUGGCAAACCCUAAUACCAUAGGUGUAAAAAUUAGUGAUGGGCGGAUCCAAGAAAAUGUCGGUACAGGAUCCGGGUUCCGAAUUCAGAUGUGUACUGUCAGAAGAACGAUAAAAAAAAACUUAAUAUUUACAGAAACUCAAUUUAAAUCAUACUGUUUAAAAUUAAAUUGGUAAUGUUUAAAGGUUGAUGUAAUAAUAUAUAGAAUAAUUGUAGCUUAUAUGGCUAGGUAUUGUCUCAGUAUAUGUCGAUGUCAAUAAUAAUAUAUGGAUACGGAUAGUCACAGAUACAGAAUUCCCUAAUUUUUUGGGGACACUAAAAAUGUUCAAAAUCAUAAAUUGAAACUUCUUGCUAAGUUUGCACGACCACCAAAAGGGUAUCUCUAUUACUCUGUAUUUGUGCAUAGAAAAAUAUUAGAUGGGGAAGGGGGAUUGACUUUUUCACUUUUGUGAUUAAUAAGAUUUUGGAUUUAUCAAACAAAUAACUCGAUUAUAUUCACUGUAUUCGCCAAGUCUUGUAUAUGGACGCAGACAGACUUGUAUGUGGACACAGAUAGUCUUGUAUUAGAUACGAAAUUAAAUUAAUGAGGAAAAUUUUAACAAAUUCAAAAAACAUCUUAAAACAUUUCUGAUUGACCACGAGUUUUAUAAUUUUAUAGAAGAAUUUAUAAGAAGAAAGAUAACUUAAAACAUUUUUAACAGGGUUUUUAAUUUUUAAAUUUUUAUCAUAAAUCGUGUAGGCAAUUCAGUUCAGUUCAAAGAUACUUUAUUCACAGAAAUACAAAAGUAUACAUGAAUGGGCUAAUGCAAAUUGUGUAAAUAAUUGAAAGUACUUACAAUAUUGUGUAUAAGGAAUUUAGUAAAUAUUCUUGUAUAUGGAGUUUAUUUUAACUAUUAAUUUUAUUUUAAAAUACAUCACUCUUGACAAAAAACCUGUUUUUUGUUAGUAAAAUAAAAAAUAAUUUAAAACCUGGAUCGAGCCCAAGAUAAGAUUUUUUGUGGAUCCUAUGUGGCGUCGGUUCUAGCUCAGAUCCAGUGGAUCCAGUAGUCCGAUAACCGGAUCCGACCAUCACCAGUAAAAAUGAAUACAGUUUGGUUUAAUGUUUUGUUGUUGUUGUUGUUUAUUUUUAUAAUUGGAAAUUUAUUAUUUACCACCUAUCUGCCUAUGAGAUAGUAGGUUCCUUUAUUGCCUCUUUUUAACAUGGAUUUAAUGAAUGUUCAGAUAUAUUUUUCACUUAUAUGUCGCUCACUCACUCACUCAAAUGGCCAUUUAUGCCCGAGGCGGGAUUUGGCCACACCAACAACUUUUUAUGUCGCUCAAUGUUUGAAAAUGUACUGACAAACACAAACUCAACCAAUAAAAUUAUUGUGUUAUAAGAACAAUUAAAAAGUUACUUUUCAAAAAUUAACUGUACCUAACUAAGUUUUAUCAAGGAGACAUAUGUGAAAAUUAUAAGGUUAUGUCGGUUUUAUAACGUCAUGCCUAAAAGCACAAAUCUUGAUUAUCAAAUGAUUUCAAUAACUUGCACUGCAAAAUAACAUUUGAGAUCUCGAAUGUAUUUAAAUGCACUUUAAUCCUGUUAACAAAUUUUAGUAUAAGGAAUGAUAUCAUUAUUCUACUGAAUUUCACUUAGGCUACUUUAAAAUACACAGACCAUUGUACAAAUAGUGACAUUUUACUCUCAAAAGCAGCUACUUAGUUAACCCAAACAUUUGGUAAUUUCUCACCAGGUCUGGUCUUAAUCAUAUUAUCAGGGUUCUUGUGAAUUAAAAUAAUUGUGUUUAUUACUAAAGAGUAAAUUAAGUGUAUUUUUUACUGAAGAGUAAAAAGAACUAUGUUGUUUUACAAAUAGGGUUAACUGGAUGAAUGACGGAAUUAAAUAUUAUUAUUAAGAUAAUAUUAAGCACAAUUCGUUACAAACUAGAUCAGUAUUGUAGAAUAAUGUUUUUUAAAUUACAUUUUCAGUAGAACAAUAAUGUUUUAGUAAUCAUUCCUUUCAAAUUUCAUUCCUUUUGAAUUUAUUCCUAGUCUGAAAGAUCUGUUGGAUGAAGAUAGUCCAUGCAUUAACCCUUCAAGCCUUAAAUAUUAUUCAUUGAUAUAACGUAAUCUUUGAUAUAACUAUGUCCAGCUGUUUGUUGAGUUAUAUUCACAUGGAUAAAGGAAGUUAAAUGUUACUCUGGUUGUGUGGUUGUAUCUGGGGCUCAAAGAGUAAAACCAUGGGGUAAUGUUGACUUUCAUCGCUUUCUUUUCCUUUGUUUGUAUCUUUUGUCGAAAGAUCUGGUAUUUUUUUUCUCAAAACAUUAUUCAACUCAGUUAUGUCUGGACUUUUUUAGAUUUGUCAGUUUGUUCAAAUCCACGGUUUUGUUUACUUUUUAAAACACAGUUUUGGAAGUGAUGAUCUGAAUGAUUGUAAAUAGGCUAGUUUAUUUAGUGUACAUAACAUUUUAGGAUCUAAGUUUUUCUAGUGAUGUUGAGAUAUUAUACACAGAUAAGGCUUGAAAUACAUGCAUUUUUUACCACAAUUUGUUAUUUUGUUUUAUCUGUGUAUCUUGUUUCCUGAACUUGUCAGCAUAUUUGAUAUUGUUGUUUAGCUGUAAUAUUUAUCAUCUUUGGUGUCCAUUGAAUGUAUGUUAAUUUAAAAUGCAUUAACAAAAAUAAUUAAACUUGUCUAAACUCACAAAUCCACAUGUUUUUUUUUUGAGAUUACAAACUUGUAUUAUAUUUUUCAUGUAUUUAAAAAAUGUUGACAGCUAUAUUGGCAUGAAAAGAUGAAAAGUGCCUAUAAUAAUAUUUUCUAUUGCUUACUGAAUAUAAAUAUAAUUCUUACAUCUAAAGAUGAAAUUUGUUCAAAUAAUUAUUUAAUCAGGCAACUGUUUACUAUAGGUAAAAGUAACUCUCACAAUUCAUAAAUAAAAUUAAAAACCGUCUUGAAGGGUGAAAAAUUGAAUUAAGGAUAUUUCUGAAGUCUAUAUCAGAUCUGAUCAAACAUUCCAGCCAAACUUGUAAUGUAUUUAUCAACUAAACACACAUCUUAGUUUAGUUAACUAGUCUAGUGAAGAAAAAUCAACUUUGAACUAAAACUUUCAUAUGAACAAAUGUUUUUAUUGUUGUAAGCUGUAAACAUGACUAUUGUGAAAUUGUGCACAGGAAUAGUAUAUUUCAUUACUAGGACCGAAAGUGGCAUUUUCCGUCGCGCGCUCAAGUUUUUGUGUUAGGCAAAGCCGAACACAGGGAACAUCAAUUUCACGUGCGAGGCGAAGCCAAGUAUGUGAGAGCUAUUUUCAUGUACGAGGCGAAGCUGAGGACGGGAAUAAUGGAGCAAGUGCCGGAUAAUAACUUUCGGUACGAGUUAUGAACGAUACUUUUCAUCACAACGCAAAAAUACACAAACACAGAAUAGCAGACCUCAGUAAUAUUACAACUAUUUUAUUUCUCAAUUAAUUUUAUUGAACAUCAAAAUAAAAUAAAAUUAAAUUUUCUAAAAGGAAACCUACUUAUAUUUCUCAAUACAUUUGGUUUAAAUAUCAAAUUAAAAGAAUAAAACAACUUUGAACAAUACAUACAGCUGAUUCAAAUCAUUAAAUUAAACCAUAACAAAACACUAGAGCGCGUAGUGAAUAAAUAGAGAACUAAUUGAGAGCGAGGGAAAGUAAAUUUAGAGCGAGGGAAAAUCAGCUGAUCGAUUUUCCCUCGCCCUAAAUUAGAGCUUGGGAAAAGACUACUUUCAUUGAUGUCAGCUGUUAUCGAAAGUAGUUACUUUCGUUACGGAGUGAUGCAAAAUCAUAUUUUCCCUACAAGUUUUAUGUUACAUACUAAACAAACACAACGAGGUAAAGCCCAAGCCGGCAAUGAUUGAAGCAAGUAUCGGAUAAUCACUUUUGGUGCAAAUUAUGAAUAUGUUUACACAAUAAAAACACCUGAUUCUAAUUACAGAAAUAUAGGGGAACCUUAGCACACAUAGUGGACAAAUGGAGAACUGACUUGAGCAAGGGAAAAUCAGUCUGAUCCUUUUUCUAUUGCUCUAAAUAAGAGCUUGAGAAACAAUUAAUUUCUAUUAAAUCAACUGACAUAGAAAAUAGCUACUUUCCAUACGAAGUUAUUCAAGAACAAUUUAUGAACAACAAAGCAAUGAAAUUAUUACAGCAAUUAAAUCUACCUGUUCAGUUCAUGUUAAAGAGCACUUAUAAUACUGACAAACAUUACAGAAACUGAUUAGUUUAGAUAAAUGAGGUUAGAUAAAUGAAUCUGAAUCCCUAGAAAAUACUUAAUAAUUGUCACAAUAAAUCAAGUUUCUCUUAUUAAUGACUCAUGCUAGCUAAAACUAUUGACUGAUGUAGUUGAAAGGAAAAUAAUAAAUAGGAAUAAUUAAUUAUGCUUAUGAGUUAAGACAAAAUCACGAUGAAGCUUAGCUUCAACAUUUUUUGAAAUAGGUUCUUCGUUUGUACACUUUGAUAAUACCCACACUUGUGUAGAAAAUUAUUAAAUCAAAAUUUUCUUUCAUUCAACAUAAAACAAAAAGGGGCUGUGAAUUCUGUAGCACACAAAAUCAUUUCUAAUAAUUUCCUUGUUUUGCAGAAAUGAUAUCAACAGAAGAAACUUCAAAACUUCUCUUCACUUGAUGCAAACUCUUUCUUUUAAAGUUAAGCCAAAUUUAUUUUCCAGCAUUUUCAUAAGCCAUGUUUACAGUCCAAGAGUUACUGUUAAGUAAUCUUUACUGAGUUACUUGUAACCAAUAACCAACCUUCCUAUUUGAUCUUCUAGUAAUUUGUUAUUACUUUAUUUUUUAUGUAAAUAAAUGUAUUUUGUCAA